Rhizophagus irregularis DAOM 181602=DAOM 197198 is the source of this 1167-nucleotide messenger RNA. RefSeq lists its product as uncharacterized. The record is from RefSeq and is a predicted model, not a curated record. NCBI's taxonomy places the organism in Eukaryota, Fungi, Glomeromycota, Glomeromycetes, Glomerales, Glomeraceae. Gene Ontology annotation, cellular component: periplasmic space. Gene Ontology annotation, molecular function: lyase activity.
AUGAACACAACAGUUACACCACCGAAUGGUAAUAAACGAGAAUAUAUCUCAUAUGCACCAUAUUUAUGGCCAUCUUGUAAAGGUAUAAAAAAUGUCACUGAUCCGGAAACUCAAUGUCCCUACAAGCCACGCGACGGAUUAUAUAAUCCUGAUGUUAGAAACCUAUCAGAUCCAGUUGAUUCUAGAAAUAUGGUUAGAGAUGUAUUAAGUUUAUCGAUUUUUUAUCAAUUACACGGGGAUGAAAAUUUUGCCGAAAAAGCCGUACAGUUGUUGGAUACUUGGUUUGUUAACGAAGAAACUAGUAUGUUACCUGAAGUUAUUUAUGGUCAAAUAAAAAGAGGUCCAGGAGAAUGGAAAGGAAGAGAAGAAGGAAUUCUUGAUACGCGCUUAUAUGUAUAUAUUCCAGUUGCGGUUAGAAUUCUAGAAAAAUCACGUGCAUGGAAUGAUAAUAUUGACAAAGGAAUAAGGAAUUGGAUUUCGGAUUUUUCAAAUUGGUUAAUGAAUUCCAACUUGGGAAAACAAGCAUUCAAAAGAUCAAAUAAUCAUGCAACAUUUUAUGUAGCACAAUUAGCGACAUACUUGGAAUUUUCCGGAAGAAUAGAUGAAGCAAGAAAUCUCAUAAGAAAAUUUUCCGAAACAACAUUUCAAAAUAUGAUAUUAAAAUCGGGAGAACAGCCAAUGGAGAGUAAACGAACAAAACCAUAUCAUUAUCAAUGUUUUAAUUUAGAAGCAUUAACAUACAUUGCUUUGUUAUCCCAAAAAAUAAAUGGAACAAAUUUAUGGGAAAUUAGAACAAAGGAUGGCGCUACCAUCCAAAAUGCCGUUGAUUACUUAAUUCCUUUAAAAAAUCAGGAUGCUGGCCAGGAAGGUGAAGCUAUUCUUUUGCCUGCUUUAUAUAAGGCUAGAGAUUAUUACGGAGAUCGAUCUGGUAAAUAUGCGAAUACUAUUAGUAAAUUUUUAAAAACGACAAAUGGUGCUUCUGAAUGGUGGACCAUAUAUAGCCCUAAGAGUUUAAGAGAUGGUAAUGUUAAAAAUAGCAAUGGUAAAUCUUAUAAUUAUGAUAAUUACGAUUCUUAUUCAGAAAAUUCUGCUACAUCUUUAUUUGGAACUUCAUUAUAUGCCAUGCUUAGUUUCGGUUUGGGCGUUUUCUUUGUGUUUUUGUACUAA